AUGCCAUUAUUGACAGACUUAGAUAUCUCCCAGAACUAUCUAUAUGGUAGUAUCCCUUUGUCCCUAGGCAAUCUGCAAAACAUGACCGACCUAGUCAUCUCAAAUAAUCAUCUGUCUGGAGUAAUUCCUGACAUUUGGAGCGAUUUUAAAUAUCUCUACUACCUGGACAUCUCGAACAACAAUUUUUUUGGUAAGAUCCCAAGCUCAAUUGGCUCUCUAAGUUUCAUUAGAUUUUUGUUUCUGGGUGGGAACAAGCUUUAUGGUCAAAUCCCUUCCAGCCUGCAAAAUUGCACCAGUAUGGAUACCCUUGAUAUGGGUGACAAUCGACUCUCUGGAAAUCUUCCAUAUUGGGUAGGAGAAGCCAUGCCGUCUUUAUUGAUUUUUCGCGUGAGAAACAAUUCCUUUACAGGACACAUUCCUGGGCAAUUAUGUCGCCUCUCUAAUCUUCACAUAUUGGAUCUUUCACACAACAAGCUCACAGGGAUAAUCCCAACUUGUUUAGGGAAUUUAAGUGGCUUGAAAACUGAGCUUAAGUUGGAUUCUGAGCGAUAUGAAGGGAGCUUGCAGGUGGCCACCAAGGGUAGAAUAAUGGAGUACACAGAAACCACUCUUUACCUUGUGAAUAGUCUUGAUCUCUCCAGCAAUAACUUAUCCGGUGGCAUUCCACAAGAACUGACCACACUUUCCGAGUUGGGUACCUUGAUCUUGUCCAGGAAUCAGUUGACAGGAAAGAUCCCAGAGAUGAUUGGGAACUUGAAAGAUUUAGAAACCCUCGAUCUUUCUCACAACAAACUUGUGGGUGAAAUCCCAGCUAGCAUAGUUUCUUUGACAUUUCUAAGUCAUUUGAACCUUUCGUUUAACAAAUUGUCUGGUAAAAUACCCACAAAGAACCAGUUUCAGACCUUCGAUGAUCCAUCCAUUUAUAAGGGUAAUCUUGCGCUUUGUGGGACUCCACUGACAACCAAAUGUAGUGGCAGUGGUAGUGGCAAUGGCGAGGCACCUUCUGGUGGAGGCAAAAAUGAUGAAGACGUUAAAGGUCGGAUGGAGAACCUAUGGUUCUACUUGACUAUAGCACUAGGAUUCUUUAUGGGAUUUUGGGGAGUCUGUGGCAGUUUGAUAAUUAAGAAACGGUGGAGACUUGCAUAUUUUUGCUUUCUCGAGAAAAUAAUAAGUGAAAUCACUGUGUUAAUCUUCGUAACCGCUAAUCGUUUGAAGAAGAUGUUUAAGAGGUGA
Diospyros lotus (date-plum) is the source of this 1233-nucleotide messenger RNA. RefSeq names its product receptor-like protein EIX2. The record is from RefSeq and is a predicted model, not a curated record. Lineage: Eukaryota; Viridiplantae; Streptophyta; Magnoliopsida; Ericales; Ebenaceae. The transcript has a single exon. Gene Ontology annotation, molecular function: protein binding. The coding region runs from base 1 to 1233 and encodes 410 amino acids.